This is a messenger RNA of Saccostrea echinata, 4745 nucleotides long. RefSeq lists its product as uncharacterized. The coding region runs from base 81 to 4745 and encodes 1554 amino acids. The transcript is spliced from 10 exons. Gene Ontology annotation, molecular function: protein binding. The record is from RefSeq and is a predicted model, not a curated record. NCBI's taxonomy places the organism in Eukaryota, Metazoa, Mollusca, Bivalvia, Ostreida, Ostreidae.
GUAUAGCUCUCUCUGGGUUUAAACACAUUGAAACUGUUUCAUUUGAAGUGGCUUUUAGCACUAAUUUAACCGAUGAUUUAAUGCCAUUUCAAACUCUGCCAAGUACCAAAUGUUUUUAUAACAUCAGUUUGCCCGAAAACACAAAAAUUUACACACUAAUUAAAGCAACAUCUUCUGGUGGCAGUACUAUCUCAUCUUCCGAUGGAUUUUUCCUUAUCAAUAAAUCAAAAGCUGCACACUCAAUUAUUGUACAUGAUGGGAUAUCAUGCAAUUCUGUCGUACCUGACUUUCAGUUAACAGCUAGUCUACAUGGCCAAAUGACAGAGAUUUCAGUGAAGAAAAAAAGCUUACUGACUGGAAAAUCAUUCACACUUCAGAUAUCUGGAACUGAACCAAACUUGUAUGAAAUAAGUUCAGAAGAUGUAAUUUGGACUGGAAAUUCACAUUUUUCAGAAAAUAUGCUGACAAAAUCGUUUGUGCCUAUGAUUGAACAUCCAAGAUUUUUAGUCACGUUUCGGAAAAUUCUUAACACCACCUUACUUUUUAAGAUAAUUGACUGUCAUGAAGAUGCGAAAUUUCAAAUCAAUUCGAAAGCGUACAUGGCGUACUGGUCCACCAAAAGUCCGUACAAAGACUUAAUAACCCACUUUAGAACUGGAUUACUUGUACAAAGAGGUACUACAGAGAACUUUAUUUUUCCACUGCAAACAACAAUUAGUCGCGAAAGAGCAAGGUUUAGCGAUGUAUUUCUAGAGAAUGGACUGACCUACAGGGCUAUCAUAGAAGCAUGCUUUGAAAGACUCUGUAUCGAGCCUCUAAAAUCAAAUGGAUCGAGAAUGCAGCAUGAAACUAAAGCGCUGAGCAAAAUUCAUUCGUUGCUAAAAAAAUCCAAUGAUGACUUAUUUGAAUUAAUAUUACAUUUUGAUGGAUAUCAAUGCAGUGACAAAUCCUAUUCAGCUGGUUAUGCAGUAGCUAUAGUUGACAAGAGAGGAGCUGAAAUAUCAAAAUGGGAGCCAAUAAAAAUUGAAACAAAUAUGAAGAACAUUUCUACAAGCCUUGAAAACAUUUCCCUCCCAGUGUACACGCAACACUCACUUUCAGUAUGCGUAAGAGGGUUCUGUUUGUCAGGAAAGUCUGCAAUGUCAUGUCAACCGAUAAAGGAAAAGGAAAAUAUGGGUGGUAAUGAUUUAAACAACGUUUACGAAAUCAAUGCAAACUCUCCAGACAUGGAGGAAAUAAAAUCAUUUGCUCACAGUCGUUACCUGGGGGAUAAAAUGAGGGUUUUACAUGAUAAUGAAGUUGAUUUUAUCAAAUCAGACUGGAGAAUUAACGGCGUCCUCCUUGGUACAUUUAAUCGUAAGAUCAGCUGGUAUAUUAUGACAGAGAAUCGCCUUCCCUUACAUUCUUGUACGGAUGAUGUCGCUUGUAUUCAAGAGAUCGUCUCAGAAGAUUGUAUUGGUUAUUUUAAACAAAUACCAUUUGAGAAGAACAAGAGAUAUUUUGUAUGUGCUUUUGCAAACAAAACAAUAGUCAAAUAUGAAAAAUCUUUAGAACAAAAAAGCCAGAUAUCUGUUUGUGGUAAUGGGUUCAUCAUAGAUGAUACAUCACCAGUUCCGGGAAAAGUACAGAUCCAAACAGAUUUUGGGAACUUUUUGAAUUUCAACAAAUCUUUAUCACUUAUAUGGGAAGGUUUUUCAGACAUAGAGCGAGAUUUGAUAAUGAAAUACACCUCUGGAAUAGAAAAGUACACAUAUAGCAUUGGAACAUACCCUGGUGGUGAGGAUGUGGUAUCAUUUACUGACACUGGAUUACUGACAUCUGCUAAUGUGCACAAUAUUUCAUUCAGAAACCAUAUUACAUACUAUGCAACGGUUAGAGCAAUUGAUCGUGUUGGACACAUCACUGAAGUAUCAUCAGAAGGAGUCAUGUAUGACGACACUCCACCAGUACAUGGAAGGGUAUUUGUCGACGGAUCAGGAUUGCAUGGAUACAUAACAAACUACAGAGACAUAACCGUCACGUGGGAGGGAUUCAGCGAUCCAGAAAGUGGGAUUAAGUCAUUUCAAAUAGGAAUUGGCUCAUCAAAUCUCUCAGCAGAUAUUUUUCCAUUGACAGAAGCUAUGGAUACUUUCUGGAAACCAAUGAAGACCGAGGGGAAAUUUAUAGAUGGAUAUGAAUACUUUAUUUUGUUAAUGAUAACUAACAACGCUGGAUUAUCCACCUUGGUCAGUUCAUUGGCAUUUGUUAUUGACAGUAGUCCCCCACAUGAAGGGUUUGUCGUAGAUGGAAAUGAAACAGGCAUUGAUAUAGAUUUUCAACGGAAUAUCACACACAUAUGUUCUAGAUGGGAUGGAUUUCAUGAUCCUCAUACAGAGCUAGCAUAUUAUGAAAUAGGCAUAGGUACUACAAGAGACACAAAUGAUGUUUUCCCAGCUACAUCUAUUGGACUAUUAAAAGAAUAUUGCUGGGCAAAUGAGUUUAUUCCGGGAGAAAAGUAUUUCACCAUUAUAAGGGCAUGCAAUAAGGCAGGAUUAUGCACAUCAAAAUCCUCCAAUGGGGUAACUCUAGAUAAUUCACCACCCAUACCAGGACUUGUUCAUGUGGGCAUGAGUGACCGUCAUCAACAUUAUAUCAGUCAAAAGCAUGUUGUAUCCGCGCAGUGGAUAGGGUUUCAAGACCCACAUUCGGACAUCGAACAUUUUGAAUUUUGUAUAAGCAAGUCAAGAAAUGAUUGUGAUAUUACCGCUUUUGAAAAUGUACUUCUUAGCGAACGUAUAACAAAAACGUCAAUCAAUCUACCACAAAACACAAAUUUAUAUGCAAUAGUGAAAGCAUACAAUCGAGUGGGGUUGUACAGCCAACAGUCAUCUGAGAAGUUCCGUGUGGAUACUACACCACCGAUAGAAGUGGCAAAACCUGUUUUUGAUUCUGCUCAGUUUUCACAUAAAUCUGGAACACAAUAUGACGAUUCCGUCUUAGUUGCCAAUUGGAAGUUCAUGGAAGAGGAGAGUUUUAUUGCAUCCAACGAAGUUGUAUUAAAAUCGCACAAAAACGGAAAGACCAUAAGGGACAUCAAAACGAAUGGAAAUGAAAAUAAUAUCACAAUUAAACUUGAAGACGAAAUUGCUUUAAAAAGUGGAGACACGUAUUACGUAUUUAUAUCUAGUUGUAAUGCAGCUGGACUGUGCACACAUGCGUCAUCCGAUCCUCUUCUCAUUGAUUCGUCUCCCCCACAACUCGGUGGUUUUAAGAAUCUCAUGAAGUGGAAAAAUCAUGAAAAUAAGACAACUGAGCUUCUGCUUUUGUGGCAUGGUUUUUCAGAUAUCCAUAGUGGAAUAGAGAAAUACGGUGUAUUUGUCAGCGAAUCCUAUACAGGUUCAGAAUUAUCCAAUGGACUUUUAUAUGCAGACCACUUAGACACUGAAAUCCAAAUGGUAUCGCUUAACUUAACACGUCAAUUGUCAGAAACUGAUGAAAUUAUUUUGUCAGUUUACGCUCUGAAUAAAGUGGGUCUUAGAAGUAAAAUUGCUAAAACAACUGUCACAUUAGUUGCAGAUGAUGUUUCAUAUGCAAGUGGGUUUCUAGAACUUCAACGUUAUUUAUGUCGAUCACAUACCUGUAAUAACGAUUGUACCUGUUCCGUAGUAGGAUCCAGAUGCCAAGAUGAGUCUCAAAAGCCCAGUACCUGUAAAAGAAAUGAUAAUCACGCAGGAAUGUUUUCGGUUUUGUUUGGAAAUACAAUGUCCUUGACAAACUUGACUCUGUCGUCAAAAUGUGUUUUUGCACACUGGAAAGUAAGAAACAUAACAAUGAUUCAACGCUUUGAAUGGAGCAUUGGAAUUCAGCAUGAAGAUCCAGGUGCAGGUGUCUUUGAUAGUAGGACGGAAAGUGUCUGGCACGAAAACGGACAACUCACGAACAUGACGUAUUGCAUUGAAAACGGAAAACAUUUUAAGCAUGGGGAAUCAUAUGUCUUUCAUGUUCGAAGUUGGAUUUCGGAAGAUACCUAUUUUGAAAAACAAUCAAAUCCUCUUCUUGUUGAUAGAACGCCUCCAAUAAUUCGACGAGGAAAAUCAAUUAAAGAAACUCUCAUCUCUUGCAUUGAAAAUGAUGUUGACUUUUUGAACUCGACAUCAAAUUUUCUUGUAUGUUGGGAGGGCGUGUUUAUAGAAAACGGAGCUCAGAUUACGAAAUAUUCUGUAUCAUCAGGAUCAUCACCCUUUGGAAAUGACCUAAUCGAUGAUCAGAAUGUAGGACUUAGAACAUCCUUUCUAGUUGAAGGCAAGCUGCUGAGACCAGGUGUUACAUUUUACUUUACAAUAACAUCGACAAACGAGCUUGGAAUGAAAACAUCAUUUACCUCAGAUGGAGUUCUGAUAGAUUUAGAUAAUCCAACGGGAGGAGUUGUUUAUAAUACAAAGUUCCACAAGAACAUUGCAUAUCAAUCAUCAACAAGUGAAAUAGGUUUAUCAUGGCAUGGAUUUGAUGAUCACAACUCUUUCAUUAAAAAAUAUCAUGUAGCUCUGACUGAAAAAGAUGCAAAUGAAACAUUUAGUACCGUCGUCGAUGCUAAAAUUCACAAUAGCUAUAUAUUCCACGGAUUAUCGUUAGAGCAUAAUCGGAUAUACAAAGUUGCUUUGGUUGCAUUUGAUGCAGUGGGGCAUUUUACUCGUUCAAGUUUUUCUCACUUCCAAGAAUACGAAGAGUAUGAUCGUCACAAACUUGCAUCAGUGUCUCUCGUAUGA